AGAUCCCUCACCAACUUAUUUUCCCAUUGAGUGUCUGGCCCGCGACUCCGAACCACCCCGCAAUCAUGGCCGGCGACGACGACUUGUACCACCCCAAGGACGCCAUCAAGGCCAGCAUCCAGGCCUCCACGACCCUUGGUGGUGCCGGUUUCUUCAUGGCCGCAGUUCACAAUGCCCUCCAGAAGCAGAACGUCGGCGCCAUGUCCGUUUUCACCCGCAGCGGCGGCAUCAUCGCAGUCAUGGCGAUUGGUGGCGGCGCAUACGGCUUCACCCAGUCGGCAAUGGCCAACCUUAGAGAAAAGGACGAUGCCUGGAACACGGCGACUGCCGGUUUUGUUGCCGGUUCCAUUCUUGGAAUGACCACCAAGAGGAUGCCCGUCGUGCUCGGCUUGGGCGCUGCCUUUGGUGCGUGGCAGGGAGUAUUUCAGCUCACCGGCGGACGUUUGAGGGGAUGGUCAGAAAACAAGCUGGAUGACGAGGCCGCCUUCGACAGCAAGAUUGCCCAGCGCCAGGCCAAGAGACGCCCUAUUGAGGAGACGAUUGCAGAGAUUGGCGAGGGCCGUGGCAUCCGGCCACCGGGCUACGAGGAGCGGAGACGCGAGCGACUUAAGGAGAAGUACGGAGUCGAGAUCAACCCUGUCAAGGCGACCGUCGAGUAAAAGAAGAACCCUUUUCCAAACGAAAACACCACCACUACUACUACCCCAUCCCGUCCAUCACCCACCCGGCCUAGCGAGGCAUGCUCUUUUUAUUUUCCGUUGCCUGUACAUACACAGCCUGCGAAACACGUGGGCCAAAGGAGAGGUCUCAUCGGCUAGAGGAAAUGGAGAAUUGUACUAUUUGUUCAUGCUCUCCGAGCUUCCACGUGAUGUGUGCCUGUCUCAUCCGACGCACCCGCCGGCUGCGUCACAUCAAUGGGUUGGCGAUGAAUCAAGCCUAGGUCCCAAGCAGUGUACACGUCUUCCGCAUUGAACCACCCAUGCGACAACAUGUCAAGCCGUAGUCGCUGCGUAUUUUGUCUGAGAAAAGGCGGCAUUAGCUAUGCAGCAAUUGGAUCUCGGGCAUCAUUCGACCCCAGCAGGGCAGAAGUAGAGGUGUCACGGAAACCAAAGACAAAAGCUUAGGCGCGGGUCGAACCCGCGCCCUACGAAACCCUCCAUCAGCAAACUUCCUUGGAUUUCAUCACCAAGUUCAAACUAACGAUCCAGGGCGUUAUACCUCUGGGCCAAUUGGCCCUUCAUCGGGCUUGGUUGGCAGACACAGCACCGAUGCCGCAUAAAUAGGCUAUUCACUGUGCUAGCGAGGCAACUGCGGCCUGUUCGGGACGGCUCGAUUAGCGAGGGCCUACGGGCUGACUGACGUCAUUGCCUCUUGGGAUAGGAUACGAGAUAUUCGAUUUCACCUGGACAAAAUGCAGUUUCGCGAAAGUCCGGCUGUCGGCUCAAUAUUUUUCGUCCCUUCCUGUGGUUUCCUGACGCAGACUUUUGCUUCCCAUCUCCCAGCGCCCAACUCGGUCUUAUGUGUCCGGUUCUCUUCGUCAAAGGAUUUGUGUGACAAUCGCCAAGGCUAGCGCAGUGACGACUUUUGUGUAAUUCUACAUCCGAAGGCUGCUUCCAGGGCAAGCCUUGCCAAGUUGACCAAACCCAGGUUCUCCCUGUCAACAUCGUCGAGCAUACCUGUCUCGCGGUCUUCAGCUUUCGUUGUCAAUUGCUCUUUUGUCUACAUAGUUCUCAAGUAGCUCAAGUCUCCCAAAAGAAACAAUUUGA
This is a messenger RNA of Colletotrichum destructivum, 1766 nucleotides long. Its product is annotated as Putative NADH dehydrogenase [ubiquinone] 1 alpha subcomplex subunit 11. The transcript is spliced from 11 exons. Gene Ontology annotation, biological process: mitochondrial respiratory chain complex I assembly. NCBI's taxonomy places the organism in Eukaryota, Fungi, Ascomycota, Sordariomycetes, Glomerellales, Glomerellaceae. The record is from RefSeq and is a predicted model, not a curated record. Bases 66 to 659 code for a protein of 197 amino acids.